UGUAUCAUUCCGCGUCUCAGGUGACAGGAAUACACACAUCAUUCGGGAAUAGUUUUCAUGUAAAAAACAACAAAUUUCCCCAGCCGGCUUAUACAUUUUGCAUCUCUACAGCUUCAAAAGGAGAAAAUUUUACAAUAAAAUUCCCCAGCCGGCUUACACAUUUUCCAUGUCUACAGUAAAAAGGAAAAAAGGAAAAAAGGAGAAAUCGAGCACGGUAUCCAUGGGCCAAAUCCAUUGCUAAAAAAACAAAUCAAACCCCACUUGUUGGGUGCAAUUUGCGUCGUACUAAUCACACCAACUUGUCAGGCCCUCAACAUUCUAUUGACUUUGAUUAUAGUGGGCCUAAAAUUUCCAAAUUUAUACCCCCAAAAUCCACAUGACCUUGAAUAUAAAGAGACUUCAUUAAUGUACUAACUACCAGACAAAUAUUUUGUUAUCAACCUCUGUUGUGAACGCACAGUUUGCGCUGUUGACCAACACGCAAAUGCAGAAAACUUGAAUCCAUUAGUAUAUAUAUAUAUAUAUAUAGAUCUAAUAGAUUGUUUGUAGGGGGUUUGUUAUAGAGGCAAUCCAUAAGCCCACAGGUUUAAAAGGAAUGGUGCACUAUUUCUGUGGGGGAAAAGUAUGUUUAGAUCCUGUUUUAAUCCCCUCCAAAAUCUGCGGAACCCGUCAGACUCACGUGACACUGGCCUAUGGAACACGGAUGUGAAAGAACAUUCACCUGGGUAUCUGUCUAUGGCGGUUGUGCAGGCUAAUACGCGCAUGGAGGAUCAGAGCCAGGUGGUUACAGGUCCAUGGGGUUCUUUUGUAGGAGUCUACGAUGGUCAUGGUGGCCCCCAAGCUUCAAGGUUUCUUAAUCAGAAUCUCUUCCAGCGAUUGGAAAAAUUUGUCUCGGACCAAGGAAAAAUGUCUGCAGAGGUACUACGUAUGGCCUUCAGUGCCAUUGAAGAAGAGUUUUUACAUUUUGUUUCAAGAUCCUGGGAAGCACAACCUCAGCUUGCUUCUGCAGGGUCUUGUUGUCUUGUAGGAGUUAUAUCAAGAAAUAUGCUUUAUGUGGCAAACCUUGGGGAUUCAAGAGCUGUUCUGGGAAGUGCAAGAUCUAAAAAAUCUAUUACAGCAGAGAGAUUGUCAACAGAGCAUAAUGCAGCCGAGGAAGAAGUCCGCAAAGAAUUAAAAUCGCUCCAUCCAGAUGAUUCACAUAUAGUAGUUUUUAGAAAUGGGGUAUGGCGCGUUAAAGGCAUAAUACAGGUGUCAAGAUCAAUUGGGGAUAUAUACUUGAAGAAACCAGAGUUCAACAGAGAUCCUCUCUUUCAACAUUUUGGGUUUCCACUGGCACUCAGGCGGCCAGUUUUGUCAGCAGAGCCAUCCAUACAUGUGCAUCAUCUUAAAUCAGAUGAUCGAUUUAUAAUAUUUGCAUCAGAUGGCCUAUGGGAACAGAUAAAUGAGCAAGAAGCUGCUGAGAUUGUACAUAACAGUCCACGCACUGGCAUUGCCAAGCGGCUAAUUAAGGCUGCCAUUCAGGUGGUUGCGAAAAAACGGGAAAUGACAUAUGCAGAGCUUCAGAGAGUGGAGAGAGGUGCACGGCGGAGUUAUCAUGAUGAUAUUACAGUAGUUGUCAUUUAUUUUGACCAUGAAGCAAUAACUCAGCAGUCAAACCUCCGUUCACACUGCAACCAGUUUGGAGCAUAUCGCACCUCAGCACCAGUGGAUAUCUUUUCUUCAGAUGCUUUGGAGAUGGAUGGUUCCCCAAACUGAUGCCUUUUCUCCUGAAUUUUUUCUUCAGCUUCACCAUUGAGAAUAUAUCCUGUUUAAUGCCAAAUUUUGUAGAUUGUGCAGUUGCUUCAUAGGUUAUGCCAUUUGUAAAUAUUGUCACAGUUUUUAUUUAUUUACUGAUUUGAACUUGUCAUGUUUGAAUUCUUGAUUCAACGAAUUAAGCAAAUGUAUGCACGAAAUUGUAUAUAAUGUAUUUUUAACAUACAGGAUGCAUUAAACAGCACUUAAGAAGGCUGUUAUAAAUAUAUAUAUAUGUAUUUAGAUCUUUUCA
Cryptomeria japonica (Japanese cedar) is the source of this 2044-nucleotide messenger RNA. RefSeq names its product probable protein phosphatase 2C 78. The record is from RefSeq and is a predicted model, not a curated record. Gene Ontology annotation, molecular function: cation binding; protein serine/threonine phosphatase activity. The transcript has 4 exons. The coding region runs from base 625 to 1755 and encodes 376 amino acids. Lineage: Eukaryota; Viridiplantae; Streptophyta; Pinopsida; Cupressales; Cupressaceae. Gene Ontology annotation, biological process: protein dephosphorylation.